Molecule: messenger RNA, 265 nt
Organism: Mycena citricolor
Lineage: Eukaryota; Fungi; Basidiomycota; Agaricomycetes; Agaricales; Mycenaceae
Source: the annotation of a GenBank genome assembly
CUGGGAAUAGACGAUACAACACGGGCGGUAGGCAGAGCAAGAGCCUGGGAGCUGGUGGCUUCUUGCGAAAGAUUGGGCAUCUGGUUCCACGGCGAGUUAUGGGGGACAGGACAACCAGAUGCGGAGGCAACGGAAAGAGCUUUGUGGUCUAUAGGACAUGAGGCAGACGGAGGGACGGAGGCGCUUGGGUGUGAGGUUGUCUGGCCCAUCGGAGUCGGGGACUGAAAUUUGCUAGUCCGUGACCUCACAUCACAGGGACAAAUCG